This is a messenger RNA of Parasteatoda tepidariorum (common house spider), 3429 nucleotides long. It is a transcript of the gene Ced-12, whose product is annotated as engulfment and cell motility Ced-12. The record is from RefSeq and is a predicted model, not a curated record. Gene Ontology annotation, biological process: actin filament organization; cell motility. NCBI's taxonomy places the organism in Eukaryota, Metazoa, Arthropoda, Arachnida, Araneae, Theridiidae. Gene Ontology annotation, cellular component: plasma membrane.
AUAAAUUAAAAAACUGAAUAAACUUUCUCGACUGUUUGGCCUGAAUUCAAUUUUUGUUCUGAAUAUAUGUUAGGUUAUAGAAGGUACGGAAGACCAGUAAACAUAGUAAACAUUUUGAUCAAAUUUGUUAAAUAUUUGAUCUUUUAAAAAACUUCUUUCUUAUUUUUUUUCGGAUAAUUAAAAGUUUGACAAAUCCAAAGCUUUCUACUGUGUUGCUCUUACAAAGUUUAGAAAAUCUGAACAACUGAUAUAACUUGAUAUAGCUAUGACUUGCAAAUGCGAAUCCAGAAUACCAAGUGCGAUAUAUUAAGUGUAAGUUUUUGUUUUCAUAUUUAAUUCAAGAUACUGCUCCUUUAAUAACCAGUGAAAUAAAUAACCCAAAACCAAAAUGCCAGCUAUAAAAGACCUAAAUAUUGUCAAGAUAGCUGUUGAGAUGGAUGAUCUAAUGCCACAACUUAUGGAGUUCGACCAGAAGCGUCCUUUAGCUGCCAUCAUUCAAGACUUGUGUACAACGUGGGGUCUCACAGAUCCUGAUCAGUAUGCUCUUCAAUUUUCAGAUAAUGCUCAUAAUUACAUAACUGAAAAAAAUAGAAAUGACAUAAAGAAUGGAAGUGUAUUGAGAUUAACCUUCUCUUCAACCAAAACAGCUCAAGAAAUUUUAGAAAAACUUAACUAUGGUGCAACAGAUGAAAAGAAAACAGCCUUGAGAAGAUUGGCUAGGUUAUCUACUGAUUACACUUUUGCACUUGAAUUUAUCAACAAGCAGGGAUCUAAUUUUUUAAUUUCUAUGAUUGAAGGAGGUAGCUUUACUGGAGAAUUAAUGGCACUUACUCUGCAAUCAUUUGUGGAGUUAAUGGAUCAUGGCAUUGUAUCUUGGGACAAUCUGCAAGAUAAAUUUAUUAGCAGAGUUGCAAAUGAGGUGAAUUCUCAAAGUUCAAAUCAAGAUGCUAGAGCAUUACAGGCUUCUUUGGCCAUCUUAGAAUCUCUGGUUUUAAACAGCUCUGGCAAAUAUCCUCUCGUUGAACAAGAAGUCACAUUGCCCUUUUUAAUCAUUCAUUUGCAAUCCAGUUCACCUGAAAUUCAACAAAAUGCUAUUGCACUGAUAAAUGCCUUAUUUUUGAAAGCAGAUCAAGCUAAAAGACGAACUGUGGCUGCCACAUUAACAUCCAAACAAAUUAGAAAUGUUAUAAUGACACAUAUAAUACAAUUACAACAUGUUGGAGCAGAAAUGGCACAUCAAUUAUAUGUACUUCAAACAUUGUUGUUUAAUUUGCUUGAAGAGAAGAUGAAAAGGAAAUUGGAUCCACAAGAUCCAGAAGCAAGAGAGAAAAUCCUAGAAUUGAGAAAAAUAGCUUUUGAUACUGAAACAGAUAUGAGUUCUCUACAUCCUCCUAAGAAAGGUGGUGGUUAUAUAAAGGAUUACAAGAAACUUGGCUUUAGAAAUCAUGUCAAUCCUGCUGAAGAUUUUUCUCAAAUACCUCCUGGUAUGUUAGCUUUGGAUAAUAUGAUAUAUUUUGCUCGUAACCAUACAGAAAGUUACAUCAGAGUUGUGUUAGAAAACUCUUGCAGGGCUGAUGAACACGAAUGCCCAUUUGGUAAAACUAGCAUUGAACUCACAAAAUUGUUGUGUGACAUUCUUAAAAUUGGUGAACCUCCGACAGAGCAAGGAAAAACAUUUUAUCCCAUGUUUUUCACUCAUGAUAAUCCUUUUGAAGAAUUCUUCUGUAUCUGUAUUGUUCUACUUAAUAAGACUUGGAAAGAGAUGCGAGCAACAACGGAAGAUUUCGCAAAGGUAGUUUCAGUCGUAAAGGAACAGAUAACGAGAGCUCUGAACACUGAUCCACCUCCUCCAGCUUUAGAAAAAUUCAGAUUGAAGUUAGCGACACUGACAUAUAAUGAAAUUACCAACUUAUGGCAACAAGAACGCUCUAACCGUGAAGAAUGGGAAAGCCAGGCUAAGCCAAUUGUGGAGUUGCGGGAGCAAAUCACUCCAGAUAUUAGAAAUCUUAUUCAACAGCAAAGACUUGAAUAUUUAUGUGAAGGAACCAUGUUUACCAAAUAUUCUAACAAGGGCCAAAGAAUAAAGGAUAAGUUCUGGUAUUGUCGUCUCUCACCCAAUCACAAAGUCUUCCACUAUGGAGAUUGUGAAGAAAAUCGUGGUGUUCCUUCCAUGGAAGAGUUGCCGCACAAAUUGCAAGUUGUUGAAGUAAAAGCUCUUGUCACUGGCAAAGAAUGCCCACACAUGAAAGAAGUUAAGCGUACAAAAUCUACAUUAUCUCUUGCAUUCUCUUUAAUUCCUGAUUCUGAUCAAGAACCUUUGAACUUUAUCGCCCCAAAUGAGAAAGAAUUUGAUUUAUGGACGGAUGGGAUUAAUGCUUUGUUGGGUAAUAAAAUGAUAAGCAAAGAAACAAAGAAUGAUCUUGAAACACUCUUAAGUAUGGAUAUUAAACUACGAUUGCUGGAUACGGAAGGUGUUGACAUUCCUGAAAACCCUCCUCCUAUUCCCAAAGAUCCUCCAAAUUAUGAUUUUUGCUACGAUUUCAAAUAAAUUAUUUUGUUAUGAACUUUUUUAAUAUUUUAUUUUCUUAGCUCUAUUUAUAAAAUGCUUUUUUUUUUAUUAGAAGGAAUUUAUUUUGUAUAUAUUUUAUCUAUUAUGUUUAUUCAUUUGUUUAUCACCAUGUUGCAAAUUUUUAUGUGUUCUGAGAAAAUAUAAUUUUAAAGCUCUUAAUUUUAUUAGUUUAUGAUUUUUUUUUAAUUAAAUAUUUUUGUAAUUUGGUUUUAAAGAUUAAAUUUUAAACUCAUACUCUUAAAUAUUUUUUUCUUUGCUGAUCAUUCAUUUCUCAUGGUUGUCCAAAGAUGAUAUGAUCUUGUAUUACAUUUUUGAGCUGUUUGGAUUUCACAAAUUGAAUAGCUGGUUGAAUAUUAAAUGCAGCAUUGUAUGAGAAGAAAAUUUUUUAGUAUAGAGUAGUAUUUGUCUUAAUGUUAUGUGGAUUGUAGCUUUGGAAAAAGCUUUAAAAAAAACUAUGUAUUGAAUAUUGUAUACAAAAUUCUUUUCAGAAUUAAAUAGAUUAUGCAUAUUUUCUUUAUUAUUUCUAAUCUUUGUUGCAUAUUUGUAAGUCAAUGAAGGUAUUCAUUGAUAUUCUUCUAUGCGAAUUUUAUAUUUAUAUUCUAAAUUACUACCUACUAGUAAUUUUUUUAAAAAGUUAAUGAGGUAUGACCAGAAUCAGAUUCUAAUUAUAAAUAUUGAAUAUAAUUCUCUCUUCUUUUUUAUUUAUUUUCUUUUAUAACCAAUAGCAAUAGUUAGCAAUUUACUUCAAAGAAAUAUUACUGUGAUAUUAAAUUCGUAAGAAAUUGAGACAAAUUGUCUUCGUGUUGCAAAUAGAAUUGUAGUCCAAAGCUUUUCAUUUUUCUUAAAUGAAUAUUUAUCAA